AUGCAUCUUCAGAUGAAAAUCAAUACGCGGGCAGCAGUGCAGGCUGCGCUGAACAACAUCAUGGACAUGCUUCGUCUAUGCCGUGGCGACAACAUGGGCUUGCGGGAUAUCGCCCCCGGACUAAUGCUGCGGCUCGCUCGGGACCAGGCAUGCUACGACUUCGUCAAAUGGUGGGAAUGGCGGUACAACCAGUCCGACUACGACUCUGGCGACAUGAAUGCGCCAUAUCUUGAUAUCAAAGAUGCAGACGUCUUCGAAGCGCCUGAUCUCUUCACCAACACAAGGUUUCCCAAUCUUUCGCCGCUUCUCGACGUUACGCUGCUCAAGAUACGCCUGCUUAUCGACCUGAAAGCCUUGCAACGUGUAAACCUAGAAGCAGGUCCACAUGUUCCACAGGAAAUCCUGGACACCAUCAACGCCCACGCCGUUAGCUCCGUGAUCGCGGGAAAUCGGGAGAUCCUGGAGCGAAAGGAUCUCGCGCCACAGAUCUCGGAGCUGGAGAAGCAGAUUAGGAAGCUGUACGACACGGUGCAAAACGCAAAUAAGUACAUUUGGAUGGCUAUGGUCAAGCCAGGAAACCAUCUCACUGCUCGACCUGCAUACACGAGUGCGGGAACAAUCAGAGAGAUGCAGCUCAAGUUGCAGUACAUCUACAAUGCUUGGUCAGAGACUCCAGGAGCUAUUGGUGUCAUUGAGGAGCUGCAGAAGAGCUCCGGGGCAGCCCAAGAAACGUGA
Didymosphaeria variabile is the source of this 735-nucleotide messenger RNA. RefSeq lists its product as uncharacterized. The transcript has 2 exons. The coding region runs from base 1 to 735 and encodes 244 amino acids. The record is from RefSeq and is a predicted model, not a curated record. NCBI's taxonomy places the organism in Eukaryota, Fungi, Ascomycota, Dothideomycetes, Pleosporales, Didymosphaeriaceae.